UCUUUGGGCCGGUGAAAUUUUGGUUCCCGGUUCGCCCCCCCCGAAUCCGGCGGGGCCUCCGAUGGCCAAGGGCCGGAGACUGACGUCCAGCCGGAGCGAGCGCCUGCUGGGAAGCUACGGCGGCGGCUACGGCUACGGGGCCGACGGGAGCGAGGCGGCGGAGUUCGACGAGGACGACGUGUGGUCGACGGUUGACCGCGGCGGGGCGGACAGAGGGGAGGACGGCGCGGAGAAUUCGCAGCUGGGGUGGGCCCCGGAGGAGGGCGGCGGCGGAGGCGGAGGCGGAGGCGGCGGCGGCGGCGGGAGGAGGGGGCGGGGCGGGGUCCCGCGCGGCGGCCUGUCGUUGGCCUUCGAGGACUCCGGGGUCAGGCCGUCGUCGAGGAUCGUGCACCAGUUCCGCGGGAACGACGCGGGGGCGGCGGCGGCGGCGUCGUCCCCGUCGCCGCGCGGGCACGGUCACGGGCACGGGCACCACCACAUGGCCACGUCGGCGCCGGUGAACGUGCCCGACUGGAGCCAGAUAUACCGGGCCGACUCGGCGGAGUCGAUGCACGACUCGGACGACGGGCUGGAGGAGCGCGACGCCGAGAUGGUCCCGCCGCACGAGUACCUGGCGCGGGAGUACGCCCGGAGCCAGCAGGCCGCCGCCACGUCGGUCUUCGAGGGCGUCGGCAGGACGUUGAAGGGGAGGGACAUGCGGCGAAUGCGCGACGCCGUGUGGAGCCAAACCGGGUUCGACGGUUGAUACUCAAUACAACAACCACCACCACCACCACCACCACCACCUUUAUAUUAUUAGAUCCGCCGUCGAUUGGGAAAGAAAGUCGGACGAGAAAAAGCGGGUCGGGAAUUGUAUUCGUCAUUGUUAAAGGUAAAAGAUUUUUCCCGGGCAGUGAUUCGGGAUCGAGUCGGCUCGGGUUCGGGAUCGAGUCGGCUCGGGGUCGAGUGAGCCCGAGCGAUUGAAGAUUUUCUGCGUCUCCUCUGGUUUUGUUAGGUUGAAAUUCGAUCGAGAGGUCUUCAAAUUUCUGUCUUAAGAGUUCAUCUUUUAGCUAUGUAGCCAAAUCUCAAUGUAAUGGGUUGUGGGUGUUAGUAUUAGUUUGGAGAAAGAGA
Syzygium oleosum is the source of this 1110-nucleotide messenger RNA. Its product is annotated as protein S40-5-like. The record is from RefSeq and is a predicted model, not a curated record. Bases 62 to 745 code for a protein of 227 amino acids. Lineage: Eukaryota; Viridiplantae; Streptophyta; Magnoliopsida; Myrtales; Myrtaceae. The transcript has a single exon.